GUUCACGUUGGAAGCAAGUGAAACAAGAAGACGAUGGGACGAUACUUCCAGACAGUUUGGGCGGUUUUCAUAUCCCUUUGUUUCCUAGGAAUUACCAAAGGUGAAAGGGCAUUUGAGCGCACCGUAAAUGGAAAUGGUCCUACAAGUAACAUCCCUCCAGGUGAAGAUGGCUUCAUCGUAACUCUCGCGGUAUUUUCCGGCGCUUUAAACCCACAAUGGACGAUUGGACAGAACGACCCAAACUUCAGUGAAGCACAAAGGCUUUUCAGAGCUGCGAACAAAUACCAACUUGAGGAGGCACCACCAAAGCUUGGAUAUGAGGGAUUUUUCGUGCAGGAGGUGAAGAAGGGGCAAUAUGAGCCAUCGGUAUUGAUUGUAGGUCCUGAAACAGAGGAGCUACAGAAACUCUUGUUAGGGACUGGCCCUCCUGAUAAGGUUUCGACAGCGCUGAACAGAGUCGUUAUGAAAGAAAUUCAGAGUAAAAAUGUCAGACCAGCGAAAAGAAAUCGAAUGAAACGUUACGCGCCAUGGUAUCAGCCCAAAAAAUGGAACGACGGCAUUCAUGUGUUUUCUAACAACUGUUACAACUAUGCAAGCACAAUCAGGACAGACACCUUUGCACAACCCGGGAGAAAGUCAAAGUUAACGUUUCCAUUUCCAUUUAAUGGAGAAGACGUAAAAAGAUUAGCAGAGGCCGAUGGUUGUGUUUUCAAGGAAGCUAAAAAACACAUGUGCGCUCCUUCCGGUGAUGAACACUUGGUGGCACUUUUUGUUUCCACUGAAAUAGGUCUUGAAGAUUACCAUUGGUACCGAUUGGACAAUAAUGGAUACUGGUCUCACAAAGCUGGCGGCACCCCUGCCACUGACCUUGAUGGAAAUGGAAACAAGAUCCGUGAUCCGAGAAAAGCUGCCAAUGGUUACAUACCCUAUAAAUUUGUUUGCUUCAUGACCAUCGACAGAACAACUAUUCAAAUCGAGUAAAUUUCUGCCAUGAUCCUGAUCCGUUUGGUCAUUCAAUGAAUCUAACGUAGUCCAGAAAUGUACAAACAAAUAGUUCU
Molecule: messenger RNA, 1058 nt
Organism: Pocillopora verrucosa
Lineage: Eukaryota; Metazoa; Cnidaria; Anthozoa; Scleractinia; Pocilloporidae
Source: RefSeq, a predicted model, not a curated record